GAAGAGGAUGCGGCUGAGCAUGCACGGACCGGAUGCAUAAUUGGCCUAUCUUACUCAUAGAUUUUCAUUUGCCUUGUCUAGUUUCUUGCCAAAUUGCAGUUUAAUGUCGGACUAUAACCGGAGCGGCGUAGAGACUGAUUAGCAGUAGAAGAAGAAGAAAAAGAAGAAGAAAGAGCGAACGGAGCAGUAACUGAGAGGAGCUGGGCAUCAAAUUGCACCGGAUGUCAUUACACGCUUUUAAAUAUCGAGGACUAUAAUCAGGACCAAAGGCAGAACCAUGGAGGUUGUAACGCAUUUUGUGAAUGACACUGUAGAAUUUUACAAAUGGAGCCUUACUAUAGCAGACAAGAGGGUGGAGAACUGGCCCAUGAUGUCCUCUCCCUGCCCCACACUGGCCAUCAGCUGCCUGUAUCUGUUCUUCCUGUGGGCGGGGCCUAAAUACAUGCAGGACCGCCAGCCCUACACACUGAGGAAGACCCUCAUAGUCUACAACUUCAGCAUGGUGGUCCUCAACUUCUACAUCGCCAAAGAGCUCCUACUAGCCACUAGAGCAGCUGGGUACAGCUACCUCUGUCAGCCUGUCAACUACUCCAAUGAUGUCAAUGAAGUCAGGAUAGCAUCUGCUCUGUGGUGGUACUACAUCUCCAAAGGAGUGGAAUACUUGGACACAGUCUUUUUCAUCCUGAGGAAGAAGUUCAACCAGGUCAGCUUCCUCCACGUCUACCAUCACUGCACCAUGUUCAUCCUCUGGUGGAUUGGGAUCAAAUGGGUCCCUGGUGGACAAGCAUUUUUCGGUGCGACCAUCAACUCUUUCAUCCACGUCAUCAUGUAUGGUUACUAUGGCCUGGCAGCGCUGGGACCUCAGAUGCAAAAGUACCUCUGGUGGAAGAAAUAUCUCACCAUUAUUCAGAUGAUCCAGUUCCACGUGACCAUCGGACACGCCGGCCACUCCCUCUACACUGGCUGUCCAUUCCCCUGCUGGAUGCAGUGGGCUCUGAUCGGCUACGCCGUCACAUUCAUCAUCCUCUUCGCUAACUUCUACUACCACGCCUACCGAGGCAAACCUUCCUCCUCGCAGAAAGGCACCAAACCCGUCACAAACGGCACUUCCAUGGUAACUAACGGUCAUAGCAAAGUGGAGGAAGUAGAGGAUAACGGAAAAAGGCAAAAGAAAGGAAGAGCGAAAAGGGAGUAAAGGAGGAAGAGGGGCUUGC
Messenger RNA from Toxotes jaculatrix (banded archerfish), 1214 nucleotides. RefSeq names its product elongation of very long chain fatty acids protein 4-like. The coding region runs from base 278 to 1195 and encodes 305 amino acids. Gene Ontology annotation, cellular component: endoplasmic reticulum membrane; endoplasmic reticulum. The record is from RefSeq and is a predicted model, not a curated record. The transcript is spliced from 7 exons. Gene Ontology annotation, biological process: fatty acid elongation, saturated fatty acid; sphingolipid biosynthetic process; fatty acid elongation, monounsaturated fatty acid. Gene Ontology annotation, molecular function: fatty acid elongase activity. NCBI's taxonomy places the organism in Eukaryota, Metazoa, Chordata, Actinopteri, Toxotidae.